AUUCUGAAGUUGACCUGAUUCAGGCCUUUUAGGCCUCAAAGCUGGUGGGAUUGAGGAGCUGUGUGAGAGCAGCAUGGCUCUUGACCGUGUGUGGGCUCCGCAGGCAGUAAGCGUAGGGGAUGGGCCUGCCAAGAUCACGGGCGACCAGGCCCUGCUGCAGCCACAGGCCCUCCAGACUGCCUCCAUAAUGGAUGGCCCAGCAAAGCGGGCAGUGUGGGUCCACCGCAAGAGCUCGGAGCCACAGGAACCUACUAAGUCAGCAGCAGCCAAGGAGAGGUCCAAGCUAGCGGUGACCAAGGCCGUGGUCGUGGACCUUGGCACUGGCUACUGUAAGUGUGGCUUUGCCGGCCUGCCAACUCCCACCCACAGGAUCUCAACGACAGUGGGCAAGCCCUACAUGGAGACUGCCAAGACUGGAGACAAUCGCAAGGAGACGUUUGUGGGGCAGGAGCUCGCCAAUCCAGAGGUGCUUCUGAAGCUGGUUAAUCCUCUGCAACACGGCAUCAUUGUGGACUGGGAUACAGUGCAGGAUAUCUGGGAAUAUCUUUUCCAACAAGAGAUGAAGAUCUGCCCAGAAGAGCAUGCAGUCCUGGUUUCAGACCCACCCCUGAGCCCUCACACCAACAGAGAGAAGUAUGCCGAAAUGCUGUUUGAAACCUUCAACACCCCCGCGAUGCACAUCGCCUACCAGUCCCGCUUGUCCAUGUACUCCUAUGGAAGGACCUCCGGCCUGGUGGUGGAGGUUGGCCACGGCGUGUCCUACGUGGUCCCCAUCUAUGAGGGUUAUCCUUUGCCUAGCAUCACCGGACGGUUAGACUAUGCAGGCUCUGACCUGACAGCCUACCUGAUGGGCCUGAUGAACAAUUCAGGAUAUAACUUCACUGAAGACCAGAUGGGCAUCAUGGAGAAUAUCAAGAAGAAAUGCUGCUUUGUGGCCCUGGAUCCUAUCGAGGAGAAGAAAGUCCCUCCCACUGAGCAUAUGAUCCAGUACACUCUGCCUGAUGGGAAGGAGAUACAGCUGUGCCAGGAAAGGUUCCUCUGCUCAGAGAUGUUUUUCAAGCCAUCCCUCAUCAAGUCCAUGCAGCUAGGCCUCCACACCCAGACAGUAUCCUGCCUUAACAAGUGCGACGUUGCCCUCAAACGGGACCUCAUGGGGAACAUCCUGCUCUGCGGGGGCAGCACGAUGCUCAGCGGUUUCCCUAACCGUCUGCAGAAGGAGCUGAGCAGCAUGUGUCCCAAUGACACCCCGCAGGUGAACGUGUUGCCUGAGAGAGACAGUGCAGUGUGGACUGGCGGCUCCAUCCUGGCCUCGCUUCAGGGCUUCCAACCACUGUGGGUCCACCGCUUUGAGUACGAGGAACAUGGGCCUUUCUUCCUCUACAGAAGGUGCUUCUGAACUCUGACGAGGCAUGGCCAUAGCACUGGCAGUGCACAGCUUUGUGGGGUGAGCGCCCUCCUACACAGGUAGCUGGGCCAGUGCACUCAUUCCCAUAGCAUUAAACACCCCUCAUGUUCCCCUC
Carlito syrichta (Philippine tarsier) is the source of this 1520-nucleotide messenger RNA. It is a transcript of the gene ACTL7A, whose product is annotated as actin like 7A. The record is from RefSeq and is a predicted model, not a curated record. NCBI's taxonomy places the organism in Eukaryota, Metazoa, Chordata, Mammalia, Primates, Tarsiidae. Gene Ontology annotation, cellular component: cytoplasm; nucleus. The transcript has a single exon. Bases 74 to 1396 code for a protein of 440 amino acids.